ACCGUAUCUGAGAAUUUUCAACGAAAAAUAAAUUCAAGAAAACGUUGACUUUUCUCAAAAUAAUUAUGAGUUCAUAUAAUUACCCAAGAGAUCGUUCACAUACUUCAAGGUCUUACUCUUCAGACCAACAACCUCAGGGUCAGCCACCUUUAUUACCACCACCUACUUCUACACGUUCUUCUUCGUUCAAUUUAAACACUUUACUGAAUUCCUCCGAAGAACAACCGAUUACAAACUAUUUACCACCUAUAACACAACACAAUACACAACACUAUACACAACCAACAAUUCCUUUUUCAUAUCAUUCUCAGCCGUCAAGUAGUUCACAUUACGGGCACAAUCAUACUGAUUAUUCCUCAUCAUUGCCACACUCUGUGCCUAUACAACAUCAGCCUAUUCCGCCUUUUAGUACUGCCAACUGGGAAUUUACAGAGUCUCCGACCCGCCAAUUACAAAAUCCUCCAUAUAAAAUCGAUCACGGACCAUCAUCCUUACCAUAUUUCAACUCGGGCGUAAGUCAAGCUCCCGUACACCGUAUUCGCGAAGGAACCAGUAUAGUUCCACAAGAGACAUUAUUGCGCCCGCCACCUGUAAUGUCAAUUCCACAACUUUUGAGCGGAGACCCGAGCGAAGAUUUGGAUUACUCUUAUUCAAAAUCACAAAAUGGUUCUGGUGCAUAUGACGAAUAUAGUAGAAGAUCAGCGGUAGCGCAAACAACGACGUCAGACAGCGCUGACGACAAAGACAGUGCUGCUACUGUAACUGAUGUCAACACUGAUAAUGAUGUAAGAGAUUCAGCACAAUCGGGGGAUACAACCGAAGAAGAAAAUCUACUUCCACCGGUACGAAAACCUUCAGAGUCAAAAACCGGAUUGCCAGUGAAAUCAAAACCAAUUCAAAAUCCUGCACAGACAUCAUCACGAGCGAUACAAGAGCAAGAGUCACCUAAAGGUACAAAAACUACUCAUAUACCUCAAGCUACGAAAACCAAGCCCGCUCGAAGCCGUAGAGCUGCAAGUUCUUCAUCAAUAGGCUCAGUAUCACAGGCCUCCCAAGCUCAAAAAAAUAUAAAAACUGUUCGAUUACGUAGAGCUGCAAGUUCUUCGUCUCUUGAUUCGGCAUCUCAAACUUCCCAAGUCACUAAACCUAUAAAAGCAAUUCGAGUCCGUAGAGCUGCAAGUUCUUCUUCUCUUGGUUCAGUAUCGCAGGCUUCUCAAGUUUCAAAGCCACCAAGUAGAUUGGAAUCUCCCAAACCGUCACGUUCAAAUAAGAAUAUUCAGGCUCAGCGCAAAGACAUAGGACAUACUUCGGGUUCAUCAACGGUAACGGCUGCAGAGAUGAAAUCAAAAUAUGCAUUAAGUGAACCGAGCAGUGAUUCUUCAAGUAGUGAUUUGAGUGACACUGAAGAUAGUAAUUCUGAUUUUAGCUUAGAAGGAAGAUAUAGUGAAGAUGUCGUAAAGUACAUGAUACAAUUACAUCAGCGUACCAAACGUACUAUAGAUGAGUAUGAAAAGCGAUGCAAAGAAAAGAGAGAAAAACUGCGCAGAAAAUUUCUAACUCGUAUUAACAAUCGCAAAGCAAUCAUUGCUAAGGUAACAGAGACAGAUAAUAUUAAUAAGAAACGAAAGCGAGCUCCGCGCAAAGCGAAGAAGAAGCAUGAUACAAAACGGGCCAAGAAGCUGCUAUUUCCGGAAAUUGAAACUGAGAGUGAAAUUGAUGAUAAGAAGCGUGAAUCUAUUUCUUUGAAGAUUCGAAAACAAAAGGAAGCAUUAGAGUUAGAAGAACGAAGAAGAAUAUGGAAAGAUAUCGUCCGAAAUGCAAUACCAAGAGUACAUAAGAUCGUAAAUCAAUCGAUUACGUCACGAACAAACAACGCUCGCAAAAUUGCUCAAAUUUGUCAAAAAGAAGCUCGUAAAGCUACUACAAAGUGCUACAGAUCCCAAAAGGAUAUUCAAACCAAAGCUAAACAAGCAAUGCGACAGAUGCUGAUGUUUUGGAAACGCAAUGAAAAAGAAGAACGUGAGCUACGUAAAAAAGCCGAAAAAGAAGCUUUGGAAAAGAUGAGAAUUGAAGAGGAGUUACGAGAAGCUAAGAGACAAGCGCGCAAACUUAAUUUCCUUAUUACGCAAACCGAGCUUUAUAGUCAUUUCGUUGGCAAAAAAAUAAAUCCUGAAGAUGAACAUGGAGAAUCUUCGGUAUCUGUUGUUGCUGUAAGUAGCAUUCAAGAAACUGGAUCUUCUUCUGACGAUACAAACAAUGAUACAGAAAUAGAUGCUGAAACCGAUUCUCAAGCACCUACUUCUUUCAAAGAUAUCAAUUUUGACGAAGAGGAUGAUAUCACACUUGCAGCGAAAGCUCGUGCAAGUGCCAAGAAUGCUCUUGCGCAAGUUAAGGCACAUACUAAGAUUUUUGAUGGGGAAAGAAAAGCUCUACAUAUAGCUUCUGGUAAAUCUGAUCUUUCGCUAUCUAAUAACGAUUUGGAUCAUAUGAACUUCCAAAAUCCUUCAAGUAUGCCGUCAGCUGCAGAAAUAAAACAACCAUCUUUACUCGCAAAAGUUACUUUAAAGGAUUAUCAGUUGAGAGGAUUGAAUUGGUUAGCUAAUCUCUAUGAACAAGGUAUUAACGGAAUAUUGGCCGAUGAAAUGGGUUUGGGGAAAACAGUUCAAUCCAUAUCAUUGAUGGCACAUCUCGCAGAAGCGCAUAAUAUUUGGGGUCCUUUUUUAGUCAUUGCUCCAGCUUCAACCCUUCAUAAUUGGCAAAAGGAAAUUUCAGAAUUCCUCCCUAGCUUCAAGACAUUACCAUAUUGGGGAAAUCCCAAGGAUCGAAAUGUAUUACGAAAAACUUUAAAUAAGAAGAAUAUGAUUUUCAAUGCUGAUGCACCUUUCCAUGUAGUAAUUACAAGCUACCAACUGAUUGUUCAGGACAAAGCGAAUUUCGAGAGGACAAAAUGGCAAUAUAUGAUUUUGGACGAAGCACAAGCCAUCAAAAGUUCUUCAAGUGCUCGAUGGAAGACUUUACUAGGUUUUCAAUGUCGCAAUAGACUACUGUUAACUGGCACACCGAUACAAAAUAGUAUGCAAGAAUUAUGGGCACUUUUACAUUUUAUUAUGCCAACACUCUUUGAUUCACAUCAAGAGUUCAGUGAAUGGUUCUCUAAGGACAUUGAAAGUCAUGCUGAAAAUAAAGGUUCAUUAAAUGAACAUCAACUUAAGAGAUUGCAUAUGAUUUUAAAACCGUUUAUGUUGCGUCGUGUUAAGAAAAAUGUUCAGAAUGAACUUGGUGAUAAAAUUGAGAAGGAAGUAUACUGCCAAUUGACUGCAAGACAACGAAUGCUUUAUCGUGGAUUGCGUGAAAAAAUUUCAGUGUCUGAAUUAUUGGAAAAGGCUGCUACAUUACCGGAUAAUGACAGCGUUGAUAGUUUGAUGAAUUUGGUUAUGCAAUUCCGUAAGGUUUGCAAUCAUCCAGAAUUAUUUGAACGAGCAGAUGUAGUAGCUCCUUUCUCCUUCUGUAAAUACAGUUUGACUUGGAUGAUCUCGCGCGAAGGAGAUAAUUUAUAUCUUCCUUAUUCAACAAAAAAUUUGAUCAAAUACGAAAUACCUAAAACAGUAUAUCGAUAUGGCGGUAUUUUAAAUAUUCCUAGCCAUCAUUCUAAUGCAGGAUUCCGAACUAAAACAUUUAAUCAUUUGAUGAACAUUUGGCGACCUGAUUACAUAAAUGAGUCCUUGCGCGAUAGUGAAAGUGACACUUUCACUUUCUUGAAAUUUAUUGAUACAUCUCCUUCAGGAGCAUCACAAAUUUUCUUUGGGCAUAUAAUAAAAAGAUGGAUUAUCCACCUUUUGCAAAGAACACAGUGUUCGCGAAGAAGAUUUUACUUAACUCAGGAUGAAAGUUAUCAAGACGCGCCGGUUAAUACUUAUGCUCGCUUUUUGAUCAUGGAAACUUCAUCGUCGAUAUCACCCAUAAAUGCUGAUGAGUCAUCUGUAUUGGGUAAUUUGACAAAUAUAUUUGCACAAUCAUCACAGUAUGAGCUUGCUGUUCUAGAUCCGUGCUAUAUACCAAAGGUGAUCGCUCCACCUAUUGAGUUUGUCUGUCGUGACAAGUGUUUUUACAAUGAUAAAGAACGGACUAUGUUUGAUAAUUCAAUAAGAGCUACUCUAAUCGGGGUCGAUAAAUUAUUGAGUGAGAAAGACCGAGUUUUCAGUCCUAUUGGUCAAUUCUUAACAGGUCCCGAAGGAAAAAGUAUAAUUGGACGACCAUUAUUACGAGGCCAAGGCUUUUCACAUAUGCGUGUUCCAGCUGUGAAAAAAUUAAUUAUGGAUUCAGGAAAAUUAUACAAGCUUGAUAAACUGCUUGAAGAACUUAGAGCUGGUGGACAUCGUGUCUUAAUUUAUUUCCAAAUGACACGCAUGAUUGACCUAAUGGAAGAAUAUCUCUCAUAUCGCCAGUACAAAUAUUUGAGACUUGAUGGUUCUUCUAAGAUUUCAGAUCGUCGUGAUAUGGUCGAGGAUUGGCAAACUAAGCCCGAAAUAUUCAUAUUCUUAUUAAGUACACGCGCUGGUGGACUUGGCAUUAAUUUGACUGCAGCGGAUACAGUCAUUUUUUAUGACAGUGAUUGGAACCCUACGGUUGAUCAACAGGCUAUGGACCGUGCACAUCGUUUAGGUCAAACAAAACAAGUAACAGUAUACAGACUCAUAACAAAAGGCACGAUCGAAGAGAGGAUCUUACAGCGAGCCAAACAAAAAGAUGAGAUCCAAAAGGUUGUUAUAUCUGGUGGUGAAUUUAAACAAGUGGACUUUAAGCCUCGCGAAAUUGUAUCUUUACUUCUCGAAGACGAUGAACUCGAAGCUAAACUUCAAUUGAAACGUAAGGCCGAGGAAGAAGACAUCAAGAAAAAGGGCCGUUCGUUAAAGCGUCGUAAGAAGGACGCGCCAACCACAAGUUCUGUAGUCGGGUCAUCAAAGAGCCUCGAAGACUUAUGGCAUGAAGAAGAGCCGCCAAUGGCAGAAACGGAAGGCAGUGGUGUUACAACACCGGCUUCUUCAGUUGGAGGAAAAAAGAGGAAGCGAGUUGCGAAGGCAGCUCCAAAGCCAGCACCUACAAAACGCCGUUCCACUAGAGCCACUCGUAGCUCUAAGACUCCUGUCUCUGAACCUAUGAACAUUGAUGCAUAAAAUAAUUUUCCUUUUUUUAAAAAAUUUUAAUUUUACAUUUUUUUUGCAGUCCUACUCAUCGAAAUUUUACACAAUGGGCGGGAUCACUUAUAAUAAUCGUUUGUCAAAAUAAAAUAAAUGACAAAUAAAUAAAUAAAUAAAUAAUAUGUAAAUUUUUAGAAAUCACCAUUACACUAUUAAUAAAAUCAAGCUAGAAC
Molecule: messenger RNA, 5371 nt
Organism: Rhizophagus irregularis DAOM 181602=DAOM 197198
Lineage: Eukaryota; Fungi; Glomeromycota; Glomeromycetes; Glomerales; Glomeraceae
Source: RefSeq, a predicted model, not a curated record